GCUGCCUUCAUUUCAUCCAACCACACUCUUCCCAUCACACAUUCUAGCUAACCAUGGGUGUAGAGCAGACCGGUAACACCAUCGUCCUCAAGCAUGUCUCGGGUGCCAGUGCCGAAAUCUAUCUGCACGGAGCUACGGUUACCUCGUGGAAGGUAAACGGGCGCGAGCAUAUGUUCCUUUCCAAGAAGGCCGUUCUCGACGGCUCGGCGGCUAUUCGAGGCGGCGUCCCCGUCGUCUUCCCCAUUUUUGGCCCCCCGCCUUCCUCGCCCCCUGAGUACGCGGCCCUCAAGAACCAUGGAUUUGCGCGCACGCAGAUGUGGAAGCUCGACCAGAUCCUGCUCGACCGCGACGAGGGCGUAUCCGUGCGCCUCGUGGCUCCGCCCCCUCCCCAGUCCUUCCCCUACCACUAUGACCUGAGCUACGUUGUGACUCUCGCGGCACACCAGAUUAGCUGCGACAUCCAUGUCGUUAACCGAGACUCGGAGGCGUUCCGCUUCCAGGCCCUGCUGCACAACUAUCUCGCCGUGCCGGACGUCUCGCAGAUUUCUAUCUCUGGGAUCAACGCCGGCGUGCGCUACAAGGACAAGGUGCUCGGCGGGUCGGAGCACCAGGCCGCCGGCGGCCCGUUGACCAUCACAUCCGAGGUUGACCGCGUUUACGCCAAAGUGCCCGGGCAGGAGGUUCGCGUCGAUGACGGCCAGGGGGGCGGCUACAAGGUCCGCUUCCGCGGCUUUGAAGACUGUGUUAUCUGGAACCCAGCUGAGGAGACGGGAAGCAAGAUUGGAGACAUGGAGGAAGGCGGAUGGAACCGCUACGUCUGCGUUGAGCCCGGAUUUGUUAGCGAAUUCAAGUCGCUCGAACCUGGACAGAAGUUCCUCGGCCAAGAGACCAUCACCCUUAUCGAGCCUCCUCGGCUGUAACCUGAUCACGGGCCAUUGGAGGGGUUAACAAGACUUCCCAGAGUGACAUGGAGGUAGUACCAAGGUCGAGUCCGUGCUGUAGCUUGCAAAUGAAUUGUCUCGAAAGGAUUGUCUCCCGCAUAUUGACGGAGUACUGGAGACUGAGCCUUCCAGAUGCCUGCUG
Messenger RNA from Cutaneotrichosporon oleaginosum, 1083 nucleotides. RefSeq lists its product as uncharacterized. Lineage: Eukaryota; Fungi; Basidiomycota; Tremellomycetes; Trichosporonales; Trichosporonaceae. Gene Ontology annotation, cellular component: cytoplasm. The record is from RefSeq and is a predicted model, not a curated record. Gene Ontology annotation, biological process: carbohydrate metabolic process. Gene Ontology annotation, molecular function: carbohydrate binding; glucose-6-phosphate 1-epimerase activity.